This is a messenger RNA of Anoplopoma fimbria (sablefish), 2865 nucleotides long. Its product is annotated as Golgi reassembly-stacking protein 1-like. Gene Ontology annotation, molecular function: protein binding. Bases 190 to 1395 code for a protein of 401 amino acids. The record is from RefSeq and is a predicted model, not a curated record. NCBI's taxonomy places the organism in Eukaryota, Metazoa, Chordata, Actinopteri, Perciformes, Anoplopomatidae. Gene Ontology annotation, biological process: Golgi organization. Gene Ontology annotation, cellular component: Golgi apparatus. The transcript has 9 exons.
AUCUCACUACGGGUUCGACUUUUCCGCCAUCUUUAUUGAUUAGCCUUGCCUAGCUCUGAAGCGGCUGCUGGCGCUAGCUAGCUUUAAAUCAGCCUGUAUAGCCUUAAGUAAUGACUUCUAACAUCGCUCUACCUCAGUGGCAUUAAAGUCGGUUUCUUUUAUUACUCAGCAAACAACUGUUGAGGGGCAAUGGGGCUGCCGCAGAGCUCGUUUUUCUCGGACGGGGGGACUUACAGUGGCUAUCAUGUCCACGGGGUUCAAGAGGACUCCCCAGCUCUGAGGGCCGGUCUGGAGCCCUUCUUUGACUUCAUUCUCUCCAUAGGAAAUACACGACUUAAUAAAGAAAGUGACUUGCUGAAAGAUCUUCUGAAAGCCAAUGUGGAGAAAGCAGUCAAACUUGAAGUGUACAACUCUAAAACACAGCGGGUGAGGGAGCUGGAGGUCAUACCCAGUAACAUGUGGGGUGGUCAGGGUCUACUGGGCGCUAGUGUCCGCUACUGCAGCUUCGAAGGAGCCAAUGAGAACGUUUGGCACGUCCUGGAUGUGGAAGCCAAUUCUCCUGCAGCAUUGGCCUGCCUUAUUGCUCACGAUGACUUCAUUGUGGGAGCUGACCAGGUGUUGCAAGAUUCAGAGGAUUUCUUUUCUUUGAUUGAAGCCAAUGAAGGGAAACCUCUGAAGCUGCUGGUGUACAACACACAGACUGACCAAUGCAGAGAAGUAGUGGUGACUCCAAAUGGAGCAUGGGGAGGAGAGGGAAGCUUAGGUUGUGGCAUUGGCUACGGCUACUUGCACAGAAUCCCAACUCGUCCAUCUCUGCCCAACACGCAAUCCACUGUGAUUGACAGCAGUGAAGAGCUGGUUGCAAGCGAGCACACUGAGCAGGUGCCUUCAGUAGAUGCAUGUAGCCCCUCUAGCGUCAGUGAAAUAGAUUUGAAUUAUCAAAUCAAAGGAACUGUGCAGGACAUGAAUGUACCCUCGUCUACUCAGCGAGCUGUGGACUUAGAUAUUUCCAACAUACCCGAAGCGAUGACUCCAGACUUGUCAGACACAGUUUCUCCCAAUGACAUGGGCCAGAGCUCCAUGUUUGCUAAUUAUGGAGACGAUUCUGGUGAUCAGUGUAGCUUGGAUACCUCAUCUUUUGACCAAAGACCUCCAUCCCCAGAGAGGGAAGAAGAAUCAGACAUCCAGGAGACUGAGCAGGAGGAUAUCAUUGACCGGAUCACUCACACUUCUCUGAGCAGAGAGACUCUGGAUGACCUCGCAGGCCUUGAAGUCACUACAGACAACCUGAGUGACACGAGUAUCCCAGAGGUGCAAAAUACUAGUUCUGAGCCCUCAAGCUCAGUGAAUAUUAUGGAGGAAGAGACGGCUGAGACUGCUGCAUCAGAUGGUUAGAAAGAGUAUAAGAAACCUUUUCAACUCAUAUCUGAUGCUAGUUGCAUUAGAGGGGAUUCAGAGCAAAUUAGGAUACAUAAUGCUUCCUUAUGAUUGUUAGUUGCAUCACUGGUAUAUUUUUUCAGUUCAAUUAUAUCCAGCUGCCAUUGCUGCAUGCUGAAUUGCACAUUUUAGAGAGAUAAUCUGUUGACAGGGUGAUGGUUAAUACAAUAUGAAUGUACUCUUUAAUUUAGGCAUACUGUCUCAACAUCAAGCAGGAUGAAGCCUUAGUUGAGCCUUUUGCACUAAAAGGCCAAAGGUGAAAAAUAUUCUAUUAUAUAAUAUGUUUUGUCUGGUCUCUCUCACUAUUAUCAACUGCUGAAUAGUAGGAAACGCUGUUAGAAAAAGAAAGUUUGCGCUGGAGUUCACACAGAUCCAUCAUGUGGUUUUUAUUUGGGGUGAAUGUUUUUAUUUUUGAGUUUGAGAUGAGUACAUGUGAAAAAGAUUUUUUUAUAAUCUCAGGCAUUUACCAUUUAAGCCUUUUUGCCUUGUGUCUCAUUUUAAAAACCCGCCUUUCUUAUGUGUAGGUUUGACUUUUGUUUGGUGUAAAUGAGUGAGCCAUGUUUGAUUCAGCUCUCUCAUUGUUUUAUGUUUCUUCUCUUUAUAUAGAUUUUAAUUCAAUUAUGUUUCUGAUUUUUAUGGAUGGACAAAACUAUUCAAUUAUUUAUAAAAAAAGAUGCUCAAGAUAAACUUGCAGAAUUCAAUUAUUUUCCUCUAUUGGGUUGUAUGCAUGAUUAUAAUGAUUAAGUCUCAGCAUUAGGUGUGGGGUUUACCCACUGAAGAGAAGAUAUAACGACAGCUCACACAUAUCAUAUAGUAGGAUCUACGUAAAUUCACUCUCUAUAAAAAAACGUUACUUCAUGCUUUGAGACAGCAGGUGUCACCAAACACCUCAUUAUAGAUCCCAACCAGGAAAGGUUAUGCCAUUGCAGCUUCAAAAAUUGCUGUCAAAUAUCAUGGGUCUGUAUCAUAUUAGCAAUAAUGAAUGGUGACAUGAAGCUGCAUUAUGUUUCUGCAGAAAUCUCAUCCUCUAUCAACUCUUCAGGGAAUUGUUUGUUCGAUUUAGCAGAACAGAAGCAGCUUGCAUCACUGAGAUAAACUUGACAGCACUGAUGCUUCACAGACCCAGUGACAUGAUGCAUCAUUUGUACCAUUCAUAUAUUACAAUGCUGCAUGGAUUCAGCUUUGGACAUGUAUAUGUUUCCUGCUGAGUUAGCUGGAAAAGCCCUCUUAAAAAUGUAAUCAGAAGCAAAAAGUGGACAUAAAAUAUUAAAAUAGAGAUAUUUUGACUUGGAAACGAUGGUUCUCUUGCUCAUGAUGUAAAAACCUAUGUUUGCAUGUCAUUUUGAUAUUUGAUCUCAACCCCUGAGGAUCAUUGUGUUCUUGCACAUGGGCUACAUGCAGCAUCAACCAUUAAUUAUAACACACACA